AUGCCGCUCGUCGAAGUCCUCACAACCUCCAAAUCCCACACAACACCUGGCUGGGCGUACGUGCCCGAAACCAGCAUCCGCUCAUCCCAAACCACCAAAUCCUCGACCGGACGCAAACGCAACAUCCGCGAACCGGGGGGCCGUGGCGCGAAUCUAACCUCGCGGCAAAACCAUGCGAUAAUCCGACACUUGGCGGAACUCGACCGCGAGAAUCAUCGCGAGAACGUACACAUUGCAGUACCCGUGCGCAAGGAUGCAGUUCAGCGCGACAACGGGCGGACGGCGCGCCCCAAGACAACGAGUAAUGUACGCCGCAUUUUGCAGAGUCAGAAGACCUUCAAGAAUUAUCUGGACGACGAAGAGGCUGCGCUAUCCCAUCAGGCUAGUGUCUCGGGGACGGGGAGUAGGCCGACGGGGAUUGUGGGUGGUGGUGCUGCCACUGUCGUGUCAAAAGUCGCCAAGGUCGCUGCGAGACGGAGUGUGACGCCUAUCACUAAACUCAAGGAGAAGGAGAAGGAGAAGGAGAAGGAGAAGGCGGACGCGAAUGAGACCGAGCCAAAAACAGACCCAGUUCCGAAAACAGAAGAUGCCGACGCAAUGCAGCUCGACACGCCCGUCCCCGAACCGAUUAAAGGAAUCAUCAAGACGACACACGACAGCGACCCGCUCCUCAAAUCAUACAUCCCACUCCCACCUUCUGAUCGAUUGAUGGCGGCUCUCCUCGCCGAACCGGCGCUCACGUACAACGCGGCGCGAGCAAGGCCGUCGAGUUCAGGGAAGCCGCCGCGGUAUUUUUGCACGAUAUGCGGGUAUUGGGGGAAGAUCAAGUGUAGGAAUUGCGGGGUGCGUACGUGUGGGCUGGAUUGUUAUAAAGUGCAUGAGGAUUCGAGGUGUGGUGCUUUUUUCUAA
Messenger RNA from Talaromyces proteolyticus, 909 nucleotides. RefSeq lists its product as uncharacterized. Gene Ontology annotation, biological process: chromatin remodeling. Gene Ontology annotation, molecular function: nucleosome binding. Lineage: Eukaryota; Fungi; Ascomycota; Eurotiomycetes; Eurotiales; Trichocomaceae. Gene Ontology annotation, cellular component: Swr1 complex. The transcript has 2 exons. Bases 1 to 909 code for a protein of 302 amino acids. The record is from RefSeq and is a predicted model, not a curated record.